Molecule: messenger RNA, 1071 nt
Organism: Pangasianodon hypophthalmus (striped catfish)
Lineage: Eukaryota; Metazoa; Chordata; Actinopteri; Siluriformes; Pangasiidae
Gene: fam204a
Product: family with sequence similarity 204 member A
Exons: 7
Coding region: 234-947 (237 amino acids)
Source: RefSeq, a predicted model, not a curated record
CAACGUCAGCCUCUUUCGCCAAAUGCGGAAGUAUGAACAAUAACAAUGGCUAUUUCUAAAGCCGCAUCAUGACUAUACUAAAUAUUAACUUUAUGUCAAAAUAUUGCCAAAAUAGAUGAUGUUAGUCAUGUAAACUGAAACCGGAUAUAUUUAUAAACCCGAAAAUAAUCUUAUGUAAAGUGAAAUUAAUCAAAACAACUGAAAAUAAAGCUUAGAGCUAGACAGAGCGUGGCAUGUAUAGCGGUUUCCUUCCGAAGGGACUCAGUGAGGCUGAUUUGAGUCCUGAUGAGGAAGAAGAGAACACUCAGGAGAAGCAGAACAAACUAAUUGCCACUGAAACUGAGAAAUGUCCUGCUGAGAGCGAGCAGAAUGUACAGAAUGACUUAUCAUCAUCAUCAUCAUCAUCAUCGUCAUCAUCUCCUCCUGACAGCUGUUUGCCAGGAGUGUCUCAAGAUCUGUGGCAAAAAUUUAAAGACCUGCAGAAGGAAAGAGUGAUUCAGAAAAUGGAUCAACCCCCAACAAGAAAACGAGGGAAAAAACGGCACAGAAAAGGUGGCACUCUGAAGCAGGCGAGUGAUGCAGAAGAGAAAAGGGAUGGUGAGGAGGUUCGGGUGAAGCAAUGGGAAGAACUGACCCAGUAUUUCGGCACCAAUGAUAGAUUCCAGCCCCCUGCCAGUAGCCGGCCUUCGCCAAAGUCAGGCCUGGAAAAGAACAUGGAGCGAGCCAUCGCCGAAGGGGAUUAUGGGAAGGCGGAGGAGCUGAGCGACCGGCUGGCUACUCGUGAGCUGGCUGUGAAAAUCGCUCAAGCUGCCGACUGCCGCGACUUCGCCCGAGCCAGACGGGAAGAGGAGGAUUCACGGGCAGCACGGAAAAAGAGGAAACAGAUCGCAUGGGGCUUUGAAGCAAAGAAAAGGUGGGAAACCAAAAGCAACAUGGGCUACAUGUGAUGUUUCAGGAGAAAUAAGAAUUUUUUUUAAAUAUAUUUGAAUUAAUUUGCUUUUCUAUGGUAUUUCCAAUGGCAGUGAAAACCUGUACAUGGUUAGUUAAAUAAACGACUUAACCUUAACAUUA